Molecule: messenger RNA, 306 nt
Organism: Dichomitus squalens LYAD-421 SS1
Lineage: Eukaryota; Fungi; Basidiomycota; Agaricomycetes; Polyporales; Polyporaceae
Exons: 4
Coding region: 1-306 (101 amino acids)
Source: RefSeq, a predicted model, not a curated record
AUGUACAAGAAUGUCAGGAACUAUGUACUUCUUGAUACACCUGUGCGCCCCUAUGGGAUGAACACCACCUAUAUCACAAGAUUCUCCGAACCGCUUACGGCCGUCAUGGUAUCCCACUUCCUUAUUGAUCUCCACAAGGCGGACAAGAGGAUGAUACAUCAAACGUCUUUUCUCACCUUGGAUGUCAUGAGUCGAUUGGAGACUCCAGAGUCUAUAUUGUUUCAUGAGCCGUUUGGUAGGAACGAUACGAGCGGUGCUUCUACCGACGAUUACGGCAUGGAUACGAUGAACUCUUACAGUGUAUGA